GCCGCUCGCAGCUCCGCCCCUUCCGGCGCGCGUCUCGUCAUGGCGCAGGGCCAGCGCAAGUUCCAGGCGCAAAAGCCGGCUAAGAGCAAGGCCGCGGCGGCAGCCUCGGAACGAAACCGUGGGCCGAGAAAAGGCGGUCGAGUGAUCGCCCCCAAGAAAGCGCGCAUCGUGCAGCAGCGGAAGAUCAAGAAGGACCUGGAGAUGGGGAUUCGAAAGAAGAUUGAGCACGAGGUGGUGAUGAAAGCCAGCUCCAACCUGCCCAAGAAGCUGGCACUGCUGAAGGCCCCGCUCAAGAAGAAGGGGACCACUGCCUCCCGCAAGACAUGAAUUCACAGGCUGCACCUCAGGCAAGGGACUCAUCAGCCACCACUGGUGGCUCCCAGAGCCUAGGAGCAGCUGCAGGCUUAGCUGCUGUGGGCAUGAGGGGGAGGGUGUAUCCGCAUUCUCCCGUCGCCACUCCUGUCUCCACUGGUUUAACCCAGACAAUAAACAUGGCUUUGCCAUCCUGUGUCA
Octodon degus (degu) is the source of this 513-nucleotide messenger RNA. RefSeq names its product chromosome unknown C19orf53 homolog (gene CUNH19orf53). The record is from RefSeq and is a predicted model, not a curated record. The transcript is spliced from 3 exons. NCBI's taxonomy places the organism in Eukaryota, Metazoa, Chordata, Mammalia, Rodentia, Octodontidae. Bases 40 to 327 code for a protein of 95 amino acids.